AUGUUAAUAUGCUUCAGAGAAAACUGGAAAUUCGAAUUAGAUAAGAACAGAAAGGAUGGAGUAAAAAUUGUGCUGCAAACAAGCAAUAGAAUUCUUACAGAAGAAGAAAAAUAUGAAAAGGCUUCAACACUUUUUUUGGAAGGAGUUGAACUGGAACAGCGUGGAGAAAUGUGUGAAGCGGUACAUCGAUAUACGAAUGCUAUACGUCUGGUUCCUGAUAUUGAAUUUAAAGUAUUUAGAAAUGCUACGAAAAAAACUUCACCGAAAAAAGAGAUAGUCGAUCAUCAAAUAGAUUCAAACUUAAAUCUUCGAGAUUUCGUUAUUGAUUUCAACAUGAAAGAUGCACUUUAUCAGAGAGUUAUGCAAAGAGAAAUGCUGAUAAUGGCUGCAGCAGAAUCAAAUGAUUGUCAUAUAAGUAAACUGCCUAUUGAAUUAUUAAUGAAGAUUGUGAAACAUUCUGUUGGAAUUGGGCUCGACUCAUUUUUUUCUCGAAAUAUUUCGGUGAUAUUUAAUAGAGAUAAUAUAUUAUGGCAUGGCAUAUGUUUACGCAUUUUCGACGCAAAACGUGUUGAAUUAAUUGAAGGAAAUUUUGCAAACUGGCGACAUAUGUUUAUCUCUUGUCCGCAUCUUUAUUUUCAUGGUGUGUACAUUGGAAAAUGCACUUAUUUUCGUCCUGGCGAGGCUUCAUUUCAAGACAACUUUUAUCGACCGUGGCAUAUUAUAACUUACUAUCGCUUUAUGAGAUUUUUUGCUGAUGGCGUUGUUAUAAUGGUGACUUCUUCCGAUCCACCGGUUCAAAUCGUUUCUGCAUUAAAAUCAAAAUCAACACGUUUAAAUGGUGUGCUAUUUGGGCGAUACUGGUCAACUACUCAAGGUCGAAUCGCUGCAGAAUUUCAUCGUAAAUCAAAUGGAUCUCAACAAAAGUUAUUUCAAAAGAAAAGAUUCAUUGGUCGCGAAUUCUUUUCGCAUGAGAUAAUCGAUCAAAAGUUCUAUUUAGAACUUCGUUUUGGAAGCGGCAGAAAGCGUUCGGCUCAUUGCACUUUACACUGGGAUAAAUACGAUUGUACCUUCACAUAUUUAGAUGGAAAUGUUUCUACGAAUUCGUUUAAUGUGAAUGAUCGUCAAGCUUUUCCAUCGUUUUCUUUUAGUCGUGUUAAAAGUUUUGCAAUACCUGAAAUGCGUGACAUUGUUGCCUAA
Messenger RNA from Dracunculus medinensis (Guinea worm), 1197 nucleotides. Lineage: Eukaryota; Metazoa; Nematoda; Chromadorea; Rhabditida; Dracunculidae. The record is from the annotation of a GenBank genome assembly.